Oncorhynchus kisutch (coho salmon) is the source of this 311-nucleotide messenger RNA. Its product is annotated as type-1 angiotensin II receptor A-like. NCBI's taxonomy places the organism in Eukaryota, Metazoa, Chordata, Actinopteri, Salmoniformes, Salmonidae. The record is from RefSeq and is a predicted model, not a curated record. Bases 1 to 309 code for a protein of 102 amino acids. The transcript has a single exon.
AUGGAGAACUAUACGGUGGGAGGAGAAGGUAUCCUUCUGAACUGCAGCAUGUCUGGGAGGCACAACUUCAUCUUCACCCUGAUCCCGGUAGUGUACGGCUGUAACUUUGUCAUCGGCAUGGUGGGGAACAGCAUGGUGGUGGCGGUCAUCUACCGUUACAUGAAGCUGAAGACAGUGGCUAUACGCCCGUAUCACCUGCGUCCUGGUUUGGCUCUUCGCCCUCCUGCUGUCCGUCCCCACGGCCCUGACCAGAGACCUGAUGCACAUCACCAACUACAACAUCACGACGUGUGGCGUACUGCACCCUGAGG